AUGUGGUCGCUUGUGCUUGGUUUGGCCUUGAUCUUUUCCUCUUCUUGUGUCCACUCAAAGCAAUGCCUAUACUAUAGUGAUUGCUCUGGGGAUGAAGAAUGCUGCAUGGUUUCCAACACUUGUACUCCCCGUGAUAAGUGUGUCAUUUGCCAUUAUGACGCUGAAUGUUCCACAGGGAAGAAGUGUUUGAAGCAAUCGGGUCUUUAUGCUGGUCUUUGCGUGGAUGCAGUGGACAUGACUACCGAAUCACCGUCCUUCACUGUGCCUGAUCCUGAUACAGAAACGAUUCAGCCGCAGGUAACGGGUGAUGUAUCAUGUAUUUAUGACACUGAUUGCUCAGAAGGCGAAGACUGCGACGACGGAAGUUGCAUCUCUUCGGUACCCGACGACAGUUCAAGCGACAGCGACGGUUUGGACAUUGGGUACAUUUUCUUGAUAAUUAUACUCGUUUUUGUGAAGAUUUUGCUUUGGGCGGCCUGUCUGAGAAUGAGAUACAAAAGACGAGUGUAUCAGCGAAUGGCCAUCGUUGUACCAACAAGGCAGACAACAACCACUGUAAACACAACAACAGCAGCAAUUAUUAAUCACCCAUAUGUUUCAUUGCCACCUUGUGCUGCACUACAACCAGGAUAUGCCUACUCGUAUCCUGAUGUAAUCGGAGGAGCAGAAGCUUCUCCUUUACCGCCCGGCGCACCACCACCUUACGAUUCCCUGGGAUUAGAGGGAAAAGGAAAUAUUGAGUCUAAAGAGGAGGUGCGGCAAGAAAUUGCCGUUUCUAAUUUCGUCGAAGGAGUUGCUUCUCCCAUGCAAUGUGCACCUACACCGGGGUACAAUUUUCAUAUGGUUUUUGGACGACAAGGAAAUGAAAACAAUACAGCGUUUGAGCAACCGAGAGCAAGUCGCGACAAGGAGCAGUAAGUCGCGCCGGAUUUAUCACAGUUGAAUAACUCGCUUAUAAUAUUCUUGUUAAUUUGUGAUGCAGCCUUUUCUUUAUUUCUGUCACGGAUUGUAGAGUAGUAGAAGGACAUUCCCUUUAAUGUUACUGACUUAUAGUUACCUUAGAAACCUAUCGAUAUUGUUGAAGAACGGUGCAUCGGAAGACUGGAAUCUAUCAUUUAUGUUAUCACUCGGAUAUGCGUAUACGUUUCAGCGUUCUGGUGAUCUUUGUUAAGGAAUGCUUAUUGGGUCGUGUUUGGUCUUACUUUCUCACAUAUACCUACUAUCGAAACUCAUAGCUACCUUGGAAAACCUGCUAUUUGCUUACAGCAUUACAAAUUGCGAGACCCGUGGGUGACCACAAUCGCCAUACACAUAUAAGUGAUUUCUGUAUGUCGGGUGGGUUCAGAAAAAUGCUAUGGUCAUAUCACAUCGCAGCUAUAGUUUCCGCAUAUACAUGCUGCAAACAACUCUAAGCGUUUUUUUCGUUGAGAAUUAUGCAUGGUCCUCUUCGAUCGGUUUCGAAACAAUGGACGCGUUAGAAAUUAGAAAAUUCGUUUUUGAGUUUCCGAUUUGAAAUUCUUGAAACACUUUCGUUCACGUGCUACGUACAAUAGCGAUUCAAGAGCAGAAUUUUUUAGUAAGUUAUACGUCGAGACUCAAGAGAGAGGUAUGCAAUCGCAAGAAAUUUCCCUCGUUGCUAUUGUUUAGUGACUGGAAGAUAAAUAAUGAACCCGGUCGUUAAUGACCACGAGGUAAAUAGUUUUUUAAAAAUAAGAUCUUAACCAUCAUCGAGGCCAAUACUAAAAUAGAUAAGAUUAUUGAAUAUACUCAAUAUAACUGCUUAACAUUGAUCUAGCCUAAUGAUGGAUAUCACAAGGAGAGUCAUUCACUCCUGGAAGUUACGAGGUUAAGGGAUUUUCUAAGUGACUUGGUGCUGUUUCAAUUUCAUACAAACCACAUGUAGAAAUGAUUAUUUGCUUUCACUGCAAGCUUAUCACUUUUGCGGUGGAUUUUGCGCAGCUUGUCUAUCGUAUUUUGUUUAAUUUUUUGAUAAAAUUUCUUACCAUCAUAAUAUUUAUUUAUUAUAUAUUGCACCUUGACGGUGCAGUAUCCAUAAUCUUUUAUCUAAUAAUGAGAUUAAAUAAUUGCUGCAAUGUCCUAAUAUUGACCUCAGAAUGUUAGGCAAACCCAAAUGUUGUUUUUGUAAAAUCUACUGGUUUGGUUGUACUAACUGGUUAGUGUAGCCAACCAUAUCAAUGGAUAUGUAAUUUAUAACUAAAAGGUUUUCUUUGAAUUUUAAGUUUACCUGCUUAUACGACUUAAAAAGAUAGAAGAGGCUGAGAAAAGGGAGAGUUCUGAAUCGACCUGUGGACGAAUCAGAAUUAACAUGGAUAUUGUAAAAGAGCGAUUCUUUUUCUGUAUCCGGAUGUAUCAAUUGGAGUAACCUAUGAUUGGAGUGGCAAGUUCACAGGUUGCAAUCUUUCAUGAAAUUUUCAUCUUUAACCUUUUUUUUUUGUGAUUUUUAGUACUUUAUUUACUUCCACCAAUAAUUUCGGGUCAAGUUUGCUUUAAAAACUUAAUUCCAUCCACAGCAAGCAACAAGUUGAUGCGAAACCUUUGAAAAAUAUCCCUCUACAUUGCUACAAGAACAAGUUUCAUCGCCACGCGUGAUCAUGGCAUAAUUAUACAAAUUGAUUAAACAUUCAUUAUACAAAUUAAUUAUAUAUUGAUUACACAAAUUGAUCUAUAGGGAUGGUCAAUAACCCAUAAAUGGGUAUUUCCUGUUCUUCUCUAUUGACAUACCUUUGAUCGGGUCUAGUAUUGAUCCUCUUAUCAAAAUAAGGGGAAUGUUUUUCAAUUUUCUCAGGGAACAAAACCUUUUUUAAAUUCGCGAGCUCCUUGGUAUGUUGGUAUGAUCAGUCCCUAGCGAAAAUUAUUUUGAGGCUUUGUUCGGCAUGAAACCUUUAAAUUUCGGUUUGCUUUAAUCAAUGUUGUAAAUUUGAGAUUUAUGACAGCAUUCUGUAUGUAAGUAAGCUUAAUGUCCAAUUUUGACAUGUCCUCCGUGCAUUUAUACCAAAAUAUAAAUUUUCAUUAAGACGAGCAAAUAAGGGCGAAACUGCAACUACCAUCACACAAGUCAUUUGUUUAAAGGCAACCCGGAAAUUCUUGUAAUGAUCUUACCGUUAUCUACGCAAAAGGGGGUUCUACCCGUGUACUGUUUUCUGCAGCUCAAUCCUAUAAUUCACUGGAACUCAAACGGCAGGGAAAUAAAGACUGCCAACUAACAGAGGCGAUUGCCGCUUAGUGAUGUCGACAAACUCAAAUUUAUACGUUGUGGUCUAAUGACUGUCUCUCAUCAAUUGAUGUGAUUGUUUCGUUUUAUCUGCAGGGAUGUUGUUAACGAGUGCUAACACAUUGCCUGUGGUGAUCCAUGCUUAUGCUUGUCUUACACAUUUAAAAACACAUUGAAUCAACUUUUUUUGAUGUAGUUUCUUGGUGCGAAACCGAUCCUAAUACCUAGAUUUAGUGCACGUAAGUUUGACCCUCAGAAGUGAUUAUACAUUCUCCCCUUAAUAUCCCCACAUUAUCCAGCAAACAGGUAAUGAGAAUAGUCAAACUUAUCAAGGAGAAGUUGUUAUCAUUAUCGAACACCAACGUCUCAUAACUAACUUAAAAGGAACGUCCAAUUUUAUCGUAAUGUAUAAAUUAUGAUCUUGGAAACAGAUGAAGCAAUAUGGUCCCAUGUGCUUGGAACGUAAGGAGAGAGAGGUUUCGAAUCCCACUUUCAAGAAAUCAAGAAUGAUAAUUUCAUGACAAAAUAAAAAAUUUCACUUCCCGGUCAUUUGCAUGCAAGUAGGUGGACACAGACGUUCUGAUUGACGGAAUGUUAAAGAUAUUUCUACGGCAACUAUGUCAUAAAUCAUUGCAACGAACCAAUCAGUAAUCCUUGGACAAGGCCAUGUUUCGGUAAUCCGGGCGGAGCCAACUGCUUUUUCUUUCGUAACAUCUUGUAGACCUGUCGGAAUCGUUUUUCCUUUGAGACAUCUCGUCAUGACUGGUUUGUGUGGGGUUUUGUUUGGCUAUGCCAUGAUCUGCUUAAUCACCAACGUUUACUCACAAGCGGAUCCUUAUGAUGAUACAGAUGAUAAAGACACAGAGUCUUCAGGCAGUGGAACACUCUCUGUGAUCAUUCUCUUUGUCGUUAUCGCGAAAUUUAUUUUUUGUUGUGGGUGCUGGAGGUUGAGUUACGGAAGAUACCGUCAACAACGGAGGAUAGUGACGCUUACUGUGGCGCAAGCGGAACAAACAGAUAUGCGCCAAAAUACAGCUUCACCACGUGCUAUUUGCGACGAUGAAGUGCAACCAAGGAAUGCCUAUUCUAAUGCUAUGGUAGUCGAUGUGGGUGAUGUUACUCCUCAUUUGCCAUUUGAUGCUCCGCCGCCCUACCGCUCUUCGACAUUUGAGCAAAGCAAAACUGUCAAUCAAAAACCAGCCAAUGUGGUUGAAAUGCAAACAGGAAGUUUCACUUCAAAUCCGCGCCACUGGGUUUCCUUCAAAGAAGAAGAUGCGUCUGUUCUUCCAGCUAUAGCUGGUGCACAACCCGAAGGUUCAGAGAAGCCUAGAAAAUACUGA
Molecule: messenger RNA, 4572 nt
Organism: Pocillopora meandrina
Lineage: Eukaryota; Metazoa; Cnidaria; Anthozoa; Scleractinia; Pocilloporidae
Source: the annotation of a GenBank genome assembly